UAUAUUAUCUGCCCUAAAAACAGUGCUGAAGUUCAGCAGACAUAUUGUCACUACAAUAAAGGAGACAGGGCAUUGUGAAAUUGGUCUGUAAACAGUGCUAAAUUUCAGCUCACACAAGACAACUUUCAGACAGACAACUGUGAAGAAAAGCAAAAAGAUGACUGCCAAAAAAGUCCAGGUGCGAAGGGUUGUUUCGAAGGACGGACACAACAAUGUGAAGAUUGAGAAUGUUGAGGGCAUGGUGAAGCUGUAUCUGCAUGACAUAUGGACAACAGUGGUGGACAUGAAGUGGCGCUACAAGCUUACUCUUUUUGCCUCAACGUUUGUGAUGACCUGGUUCAUCUUUGGUGUUCUCUUUUAUCUAAUUGGAAUGACAAAUGGAGACUUUGAUAGUGAGCUGCCUUCCAAUCACACCCCCUGUGUGAUGAAUGUAGAAACACUUACAGGGGCUUACCUAUUUUCUCUUGAAUCUCAGGCCACCAUUGGCUAUGGCUUCCGUUACAUUUCAGAGGAAUGCCCACUUGCUAUCUUUACUUUGGUGGCCCAGCUGGUUAUCACUGGCCUGGCAGAGAUCUUUGUGACAGGGGCACUGUUAGCUAAGCUGGCACGCCCGAAAAAGAGAGCCGAGACUAUCAAGUUCAGCCAGUCAGCUGUAGUCUGCAAACACGAGGGCAAGCUGUGUCUGAUGGUCAGGGUGGCCAACUUGAGGAAGAGCCUGCUGAUCCAGUGUAAUCUGACAGGUAAGCUUCUCUUCCCCUAUGUAACACACGAAGGGGAGAAGACCCAAAUCCAGCAAAGCAAUGUGGACUUCCAGUUGGACUCUAGUGGAGAGUGUCCCUUCCUCAGCCUUCCUCUAACAUUUUACCAUGUCCUGGAUGAGACCAGUCCCUUGGCAGGUCUCUCUGCAGAGAACCUUCAGACAAGAGACUUUGAGUUGCUGGUGACACUCAAUGCAACAAUGGAAUCAACUGCUGCCACUUGCCAGAGCCGUACAUCUUAUGUGCCCCAGGAGAUCAUGUGGGGUUAUGAAUUUAAGCCAGUGCUCUUCACCACUCCAAGGGGGCGCUAUGUUGCUGACUUUAAUUUCUUUGACAAAAUGAAGCCCUGCAAUGACUCCACCCUGCUCAGCAAUCACACAGAGAAGCUUCAGCUUGAAGAGGAGUAUCGUAGAGAGUAAAUACAAUUUUUGGGGUUUUAAAUGCAUGUUGAUGACAUGUCUGAAAUAUCCCACCGGUGGAAUACAGACCUGGAUAAGUUCAUUCAAACAUUUUUGCAGUCGUCCUGUAAACCUGUGCUCUUACACAAUACAACCAUUAUUAGUGAGGUAGGACAGGCCUUGAUAUAAAGUCUGUGGAUAAGUUUGAUUUCCCUAGAUGUAAACAUUUCCAUAUUCCACAUAUGGCAGUAUGCACAGAUGGGUAUAUGGGAAAACCUGCCUGUUCAUUUAUUAUCAGCUGUGUUGCACUUUAAAGAAAGGAAUGUGUCACUUGAUAACCAUAAACUUUAUGAGUCACAA
Molecule: messenger RNA, 1516 nt
Organism: Alosa alosa (allis shad)
Lineage: Eukaryota; Metazoa; Chordata; Actinopteri; Clupeiformes; Clupeidae
Product: ATP-sensitive inward rectifier potassium channel 15-like
Exons: 2
Coding region: 158-1177 (339 amino acids)
Biological process (GO): potassium ion import across plasma membrane; regulation of monoatomic ion transmembrane transport
Cellular component (GO): plasma membrane
Molecular function (GO): inward rectifier potassium channel activity
Source: RefSeq, a predicted model, not a curated record